GACCCGCCAUGUUCGAGCGCUUCAGUCUGCGCUCGCACCUCAAGCUGUCAACUUUAAUCUGCCUCGCCCGGAACCCUUCGUAUUAUUCGCUAUUUUAGACUGUUCUCUAAAAUAUCAUCCCGUCGGAAUUAAUAGAUGAGUUGUUGAACUUUAUCAGCGCAUAAUCGUUGAUAUCGAUUCCAAAAUGACUCAAAAAGCUGCUGCUCUCCAGACCUACAACAACGAACUAGUGAAGUGCAUCGACGACCUGAGCAAGAAACGAGAGGAGCUGAACCGUCAGAUCAAGCAGGAGGAGCAGGAGAAGGAACGGCUGCAGUAUGAUAUCAGGGUCCUCACAGAGAAGUUGAGCAGAGUCAACGAGAGUCUGGCACAGAGAUGCGUCACCCGCAGCAACCUGGACCGCACCAUUGCGGAGACUGAGGCUGCGUACACAAAGAUCCUGGAAAGUUCACAGUCACUUCUGACCGUGCUGAAGCAGGAGGCGGGUAACCUGAGUAAAGCCACUGAACCGCGCAGGAAAGACCAUUGAUGGACACUUGAUUUAUGCUAUUGACCGACACUUUAUUUUAUUGUAUCUGAGAGAUAUGUACAAAACUAUUGAAAUAAACGCACAUUCCAA
This is a messenger RNA of Synchiropus splendidus (mandarinfish), 619 nucleotides long. It is a transcript of the gene ssna1, whose product is annotated as Sjogren syndrome nuclear autoantigen 1. The coding region runs from base 185 to 529 and encodes 114 amino acids. Lineage: Eukaryota; Metazoa; Chordata; Actinopteri; Syngnathiformes; Callionymidae. The transcript has 3 exons. Gene Ontology annotation, cellular component: centrosome; ciliary basal body. The record is from RefSeq and is a predicted model, not a curated record.